UCACACCAUAGAAUGCACGGAAGAUUACCCAACUCCAUUAAACUAAUAGCAGGAAACUCGCAUCCUGAACUAUGCGAUGCCAUUGCUGCCCGAUUAGGCAUCCCUCUUGCCCGUGUUGGUGCAUUUCAGUACACCAACCAAGAAACCGCCGUCACCAUCGGAGAGUCCGUGCGUGAUGAAGACGUAUACAUUAUCCAGACCGGAACAGGCUAUGACAACUUGAACGACUUUGUCAUGGAAUUGCUCGUGAUUAUCAACGGGUGCAGAAUCGCCAGUGCCCGUCGUAUCACCGUGGUCAUCCCCACGUUCCCCUACGCCAGACAAGACAGGAAGGACAAGAGUCGAGCACCAAUAACGGCGAAGCUUAUGGCCAAUUUGUUGCAGUGUGCCGGAUGUGACCACGUAAUCACAUUGGACUUGCAUGCCAGUCAAAUCCAAGGGUUUUUCCGCGUGCCCGUGGACAACCUUUAUGCUGAACCUAGUGUGUUGAGAUACAUUACCGAUACAUUCCGCAACGAAAUCAAUGAAUUGAUUAUUGUUUCUCCCGAUGCUGGUGGAGCUAAAAGAGUUGCUGCAAUAGCUGAUAAGUUGGAUGUUCCAUUUGCAUUGAUCCAUAAGGAAAGACAAAAGGCUAAUGAAGUCAGUAGAAUGGUACUUGUUGGUGAUGUCACUGAUAAGAUUUGUGUAUUGGUGGAUGAUAUUGCUGAUACUUGUGGAACAUUGUGCAAAGCGGCCGAUGUUUUAUUAAGCAAUGGCGCUCAAAAGGUCGUUUGCGUUGUCAGUCAUGGUAUAUUCAGUGGUAAUGCCAUCACUAACUUGAACAACUCCAAAUUGGAUAAAGUUGUAUGCACAAACUCGUUACCUAUUAAAGAUAAAUUAGAACAGUGUUCUAAGUUAGAAAUGAUAGACAUAAGUCCUACCCUUGCAGAAGCAAUCAGAAGAUUACACAACGGUGAAAGUGUUAGUUAUUUGUUUAAUCAUGUGCCUGAAUAGAUCAUAUAUAUAUAUAUACAUAUAUUUAUAUCCU
Messenger RNA from Spathaspora passalidarum NRRL Y-27907, 1027 nucleotides. Its product is annotated as ribose phosphate diphosphokinase subunit. The record is from RefSeq and is a predicted model, not a curated record. Gene Ontology annotation, biological process: 5-phosphoribose 1-diphosphate biosynthetic process; purine nucleotide biosynthetic process; ribonucleoside monophosphate biosynthetic process. The transcript has a single exon. Gene Ontology annotation, cellular component: cytoplasm; ribose phosphate diphosphokinase complex. Bases 13 to 993 code for a protein of 326 amino acids. Lineage: Eukaryota; Fungi; Ascomycota; Pichiomycetes; Serinales; Debaryomycetaceae. Gene Ontology annotation, molecular function: ribose phosphate diphosphokinase activity; magnesium ion binding.